Desarmillaria tabescens is the source of this 657-nucleotide messenger RNA. RefSeq lists its product as uncharacterized. The record is from RefSeq and is a predicted model, not a curated record. The coding region runs from base 1 to 657 and encodes 218 amino acids. The transcript has 6 exons. Lineage: Eukaryota; Fungi; Basidiomycota; Agaricomycetes; Agaricales; Physalacriaceae.
AUGGUUUCACGACGGAAGGCAGUUUACGUCGGUCAUCUUGAAGAGCCUUGCCAAGCCUUGCGAGAGUAUCAGGAGGAUAGGGAAUUGGUUUGGAUUGAAGGGGAAGUAGGUGUCUCGAGGGAUGGUAGCAGAGUACAUGUAGGACCCUACGGAAUGGAUGAAGAGGUCGAAUUGGAUGGGGGCAUCUAUUGCAAUGUGUUGAUGGUUGCGAUGUUGAACUACUUUGAAGGAGGAAAAUAUGAGUACAUAUAUGAAAAUAUUCAGAGAAAAGCUCACCUCAAUCAAGCCCCUCCAUCAUUGUCAUAUCACGUUGGAGUGCAAGUAGCCAACAGUUCGUGGAACAUCCUUGAUGUCAAGUUCCACCGCGGUGUGAUUGUCAAUGGAUCCAUGGUCCUCCCGAUACGGGAGCGAACGCAGAACAGAUAUCUGCCCCCAGAUGACAUAAAGCCUCUGGUCAUGGCAUUUUUGAAGAAGUUACAGUCGGCUGGGAUGGACGUUCAAGGGGGAGAAGAGUCCUGGUUUGCAUACAAAGGAGAUGACGAAGAGUCAGAAAGAGUGAAAAAACAGGAUGAGGCACUGCUCAUUUGGAAUGCUAUAGAUAUCACGCUCAACAUCGGCACAUUGCUAGGCCAAUAUAUGAAUUGUCCCAUGUUAUAA